Messenger RNA from Aptenodytes forsteri (emperor penguin), 4044 nucleotides. RefSeq names its product NLR family apoptosis inhibitory protein (gene NAIP). Gene Ontology annotation, biological process: defense response to bacterium; inflammatory response; pyroptotic inflammatory response. Gene Ontology annotation, molecular function: ATP binding; cysteine-type endopeptidase inhibitor activity involved in apoptotic process. The record is from RefSeq and is a predicted model, not a curated record. Lineage: Eukaryota; Metazoa; Chordata; Aves; Sphenisciformes; Spheniscidae. Gene Ontology annotation, cellular component: IPAF inflammasome complex.
AUGGAGGUCCACCGUGGAGCAGAUAUCAACCUGCAGCCCGUGGAGGACCCCACACCGGAGCAGGUGGAUGCACCUGAAGAAGGCUGUGACCCUAAAAUGUCUGCCAAAGAGGACCCUACAGUGGAGACGAGUGACAAUGAAAUACGUGAGCUGAAUCCUUCUGCAUUGCAAGCUUGUUUCCCGCAUGCAGCCUUUGAUUUUCACAAGCUUGCCAAAGUCAUGGAGGCAGAAUUCCAAGAAGUCCGUGAACAGCUGCAGAACAGUUACAACCCUACCAUGAGAAAUGAACACCACAGAUUAAAGUCCUUCUUGUCCUAUACAUCUCAUUCAUCAUGGUCUUUCACAGAAAUGGCAGCUGCUGGGUUUUAUCACAUGCUUGUUAAAUCCAGCGUGCAGUGUUUUUGCUGUGGAUUAGUUUUAUUUACCACGAAGGUUAGAUGUACCCCAUACAAACAGCCCAAGAAAUUUUGUCCCACUUGUGAAUUUGUCCUGGGCAAAGAGGUGGGUGAUAUUUCAAAGUACGACAUAUGUGUUCAGAAGUUGGAGAAGAACCCAGCAGAGCACGCCUACAGGUACAGUGCGAAGGAUGCGAGGCUGCAGUCCUUUGAUGGGUGGCCAUUAUACGCCAAAGGAACGAAGCCCAGUUUGCUUGCCAGAGCUGGGUUUUUCUUUACAGGCAAGAAAGAUACAGUGCAGUGUUUUGCUUGUGGUGGAUGUCUGGGAAAUUGGGAAGACGGUGAUGAUCCUUGGAGAGAACAUGCUAAAUAGUUUCCUGAGUGUGAAUUCCUUCAAAGUAAGAAAUCAAGUGAGGAAAUUAAAAAGUACAUUGAAACCUACAGUGGAUUUGUUGGAGUGUACCUAGGUAGUCCAUUGAUGAAAAGCCACAUACCUCUAAUUGGCAUUUAUCCUACUCGAAGGCAGAUGGUUGAAUUAACUCCUCAUGGCACCUACACAUAUUUAUUGAUUAUUAAGAAGACCGUAGGCGAGUAUGCUAAACUAAGCACUUCUGCACAGCUGAAGUCAGGCGAUCUCGUCUUGAACAUCUUUGAGGAUGAAGGAGUUCAACUGGACUCUUUUAAAACUUGGCCAGCAGAAGCCCAUAUGGAAGCCACUGCUCUUGCUAAAGCCAGGUUUUUCUAUACAGGAGAAGGCGAUAGGGUACAGUGCUUCAGCUGUGCAGGUUGCUUACAGGAAUGGGAAGAAGGUGAAGAUCCUAUGGAAGAACAUGCAAAAUGGUUCCCUGAUUCCAGCCACAGGGAGCCUCUGCACGUGUGUGCGCAGAACGAGCAGCAAAGGCAGCUUAUUGCAGUUCUUCCUGCCGGACAACCUUUUGAAUGCACUGCAUUUCAGAGGUUGCUGAACAGCUGGGGGGACAUGACACUUGUUGAAAGUCAGUGUCUUCAAGAAGCAAAGAACUUGACCGAAAAACUUACAAAGGCUUACAACAGUAAGAGCUUCAGCAAAUUGUUUUCCUUUGGGAACUCAAACCAUUUGGCUAUUGACUUUAAAUUACUCUAUGGGGACCUAUCAGUUGUCUUAAAGGAUAUUAAUGAUCAACCAAUACAGCAGCUCUUUCUUCAUUAAAUCAUUGAGAACCUUAACUCCACCAUUGUGCUGGAAGGUGAAGCAGGAAAUGGAAAACCAGCAUUGCUCAGGAAAAUAGCUCUUCUCUGGGCCUCAGGCUGCUGCCUCAUUCUGAGCAGGUUUAAGUUUGUAUUUUAUCUCUCCCUGACUUAUGCAAGAUCAGGUCAGAGCAUGACUGAUACUAUAUGCAAUCAACCAGUAGGAUUUGUGGGACCAUUAACAGAAACAACUCUAAGAGAUGUAAUUCAGCCGCUGAAAAACCAGGUCUUAUUUCUUUUGGAUGACUAUAGUGAGAUGAAUUCAGUGCCCCAAACUGUAGAACUUAUACAAAGGAACCACCUCUACCGGCAUUGUUUGGUUGUUGCUGUCUGUACUAACAGGAUGAGAGAAAUUCGCAAGUAUGCAACCACCACUCUAAGCAUUGCAGAGUUCCCUCUGUCCAGCACUCUGUAUGUACUAAAGAAAUUGUUCUCCUACAAUAUUGACCUUGUGGAGCAGCUUCUCGUUCAGCUGGAGUUUGAAAAGUCUAUGCAGACCAUUCUAAAGACACCACUUUUUAUGGUGUCUCUGGCUGUGUAUUGGAUACAGAAUCCGAAGGGUAACAUAAUCAGUGAUAAGGCUAUUUUUGAAGCCAACCUGUUCUACCACUUACUAAAAUACGGUGAAGAAAGAGAACAUGUACUGGCUAUGUUUUCCUCACGUAGUGAACUUGCCUUAACCAGUCUUUUCAAGCCAUCCUUUGAUUUCACUGAGUAUGAUCUAUCUGAAGCAGGAGUUGAUGGAGACGAAGCUGUUAGGCUGGGUUUACUCAGCAAAUUUACUGCCCAAAGGCUUCAUCCAGUUUAUAAAUUCUUUCACCCCUUGUUCCAGGAGUUUCUUGCAGGGAGAAGACUGAGUGAGCUCCUGGUUUCUGAUGAAAAAGAAAAACUUGAGCGAGGGCUGCAGUAUUUGCAGCAAAUCAACACAUUUAGAGAAGUUGCUGGGUGCUAUAAUUUUUUAUUGGUUUACACUUGCAGCUUUUCUUCCAAAGCAGUCCCCCAAAUUAUAUCCUAUUUAUUUAAAUUGAUUGACUACAAGGAGUCAUUGGAAAGCCAGUCAGAAAAUGAUGAACAUCUGCAGCACCAUUCAGAUCUUCCAGUAAGAAUGUUCUUCAUUGACCAGUUAAGUUUUAUUGAUCCAAAACUGCUUCUUCCAGUUUUCAUUCAGUAUUUACUGGACUUUGCUAUUUCUGUAGUUUAUGAGAGCAAUACUGUCUCUGUGUGUGCCCCAAUCAUUUCUCAGUUCCUAAGAGGCAAUGAUAUUUUGUUAAGUUCAUUUAUAAUCACAAAAAUCUAAGUUGCGUUUUUUCAGGAUUACCCAGAAUCGCUGUCUCUACCCAGUAGUUUUCAGGUUGCAGUACAAGGAAGGAAGAUGCCACUUUUAAAAUGUACAUUCAGCAACAUCAGUUCCUUUCAGGAAGCUGACCUCAGAAAUUUGAUGACACUCUUUUCCGUUUCAGAUUAUACUGAACUUCAGCUGAAAAAUAGUCCUGGAUUCAUAGAAGUUAUCUGACCUGCUAUUGAACAGUACGAGGAACAUUUUAAAAAAUGUAGCUUACAUCAUCUUAACUUGAGCAUAACAGAGCAAGAAUUACUUCUCUCGAUGUCUUUUGUGGAAUGUCUUGAGAUAGACGAAAAAGAAAUGCCAGUUGAAUUUAUUAAGAGCUUCCAAGACCUCUCUGUUUUUCACCUGGACUGCUCCAGCUACUUCAAUGCUGAAUCCCUUCUGGCAGCAAUUUCUUCACGCAAGAAAUUAAAAGAAAUCAAGUUAACCAGGUCAUUUUUGACAGAUCGAGAUUUGCUUUCUUUAGCUGCUGCUCUGCCCAAUUUUGUCUCUCUCAAAGUGUUGGAUCUUACAAGCCAAUAUUUUGAUGACAAGGAAGCUUGUGAAAUCUUUGCAUACAACUUAGGUGGUGGUCUUAACCUGGAGGAGCUCAUCCUUCCUGCAGGGAAGGGAAUAAAGUCUGCAGCCAAACUGAUUGUUCAGCAGUGUCUACACCUGCUGCACCUCAGAUGCUUCUCAUUUAUCCUAUGUCUGGAUGAUGACAGCCUGUUAGAAAUAGCAAAGGUUGCAAACCAUGGAGGUUUCCAGAAGCUUGAAACUCUGUUAACAAAUCACGAUGUUACAGAAACUGGUUGGAGAAACUUCUGUAGAACACUUAAUAACACGCCUGCUUUAGAAGAGCCGGACAUUAGAUGUAUGUUCACACAUCAGAUCAAAGCCAGUGCAUCAACAGUGAUGGCUUUUGUCCAGUGCGUUUCUUGAUUGCCUGGUCUUGUGACAAUAGUAAUGAUGGGUUGGCUCCUUGACGCAGAGGACCUUAAAAUGUUUGAUAUCAUGAAGGAGCAGCACCCCUAGUCUAGGAGUUUAAAAUUAUCUUGGCAAUGGGUCUUGCCACUUCCACCAAUUUUUCAAGACUAG